GUCAUGUGAUAUAGGUAAUAUAUUCAUACGGUGGUGCAAUCUCAAUUCAUUCAAGUACAAUCUACCUGUCUUGGUACACUUGGACACUGAUAAGCGAAUACGUUAGAUUGUUUCACGAAAUAUAUUAAGACUAGAGCCACUAAAGAUGUUGCUGUAUCACUCGAUGCUGCUGGUACUUCUAGCAGUAACGCUACCAGGACAAAAUCAUGCUACAACGGCAGGACAAACCACAGAACAGCCAACUACAAUGAAACCAACAACAGUGAAACCCACCUCAAUGAAACCAACAACAGCUGAUGUAACUACUACCAAACCAACUACAUCAAAACCAACUUCAUCGAAACCAACUACCAUGGCUACUACGGAGGGACCAACAACAGGCCCACCAUUGGUUCAUCUUUGUCCAAAUGGAUGUAAUUGCUCAUCCAUGGGUGCCGAUAGAAUUGUCAACUGCACUAAGGCCAUGUUACAGGAUGUGCCUAUGGGUAUACCUAAUGACACUACUGUACUUGAUUUAAGUUAUAAUAACAUAACGAAAUUGAACGGAACCAAUUCUCGUCUUGCAAAUUUAACAGUGUUAAGAUUGCUGUACAUAAUGAACAAUACGUUGAACACUGUCGAAGCAGGCGCUUUUGAAGGUUGCGGAAAACUAAGCGAAAUUUACUUCACCAACAACUCACUGGGUAACAAUGGAAUACAGCCAGAUGUUUUCAAUGACACUGCGGACCAAAUGGGUUAUUUGUAUUUUGAGAGAAAUGGUAUGAAUGAAAAUAUCAGCGCAGAAAUGUUCAAAGGUAUUAAAGCAAUUACAGGACUUAUGUUUGCAAAUAACAAUUUUACAAUGUUGAAAAAGGGCAUGUUCAAGUACACCAAGUCACUUACGGAUGUUCGUUUCGAGUACAAUCAUUUGAAAUCCAUUGAGGGUGGUGUUUGGGAUGAUGUUCCCACUUUAACAGUUAUGGAUCUAAGGUAUAACGAUUUCAACAGUCUUAAGUACCAAAUGUUCAAAGGCCUGAAAAGUAUGCUUAGUUUGCAUAUACUUAGGUGUCCUAUUGUGAAUGGUAUUGAAGAUGGCACUUUCCAAGAUAUGACAAAGCUCACUUUUCUCACUCUGGAAAGCAACGGUUUAAGUAAACUCUCCCCUGAUUUACUUCAGGGUCUUGGUCAGUUGAAAACUUUACGGUUUUAUGGUAAUGCCUUAGAAGCUGUAGAUGGUUCGACGUUUCAAUAUUCCCCUUUGCUCGAAGAUGUCGCCCUGUGGGAUAAUGAUAUCUCCCAAGUUACUGGCUCCAUUCAAACUCUGACCAAUCUGAAAGAAUUUAGUCUUGCAAUCAAUAGAAUCAAAAUCUUGAAAGGUGAUUUCUUCCCCAAUGUCACCACUCCUCUGUCCAUCGACAUUAGUAGGAACCCUCUCCAUUGUAAUUGUUUCUUUAACUGGACCAGCGGGAUGUCGAAAAACACAACGGUUAAGGGUAACUGUGAAACUCCUCGUAAAGUUAGUGGUAGGGAUAUAUCUAAAGUGGGUAAAUCUGAGUUUGUUUGCUAUAAGCCAACUAUUACUUCUAUGACUGAUAACCUCACAGUCAGUGCUGGUAGUAAUGUAACAGUGUUCUGUGCAGCAGAAGGUGACCCUCUUCCCAUUAUAAUGUGGAAAGCAAGUAAACUUGGUGUUACUAAAGUAAUUGGGCCACCAUCGGAUGACUCUUUGUUGUCUAAUGAUGGCAGCCUUACUCUCACAAACUUCAGCCGACCUUAUGAAGGGAAUUAUACAUGUUCUGCCCUUAGCCCUCUCACCACCGGAAGUCUUGCUGUAAGAACAAUUACUAUAAAAAUUGGACCCAAUUCCACGCCCAGUCCAUGGAAAGUGACGUAUGGUCAGUUUGUUGGCAGUGUCGUUGGUGCAGUCCUUGGUACAUUUGCUUGCACUGUUAUUGUGUUUCUUAUCGUUGGAUACUGUAGGGCUAAGAAAACAGCAGGGUAUCAACAAACAAUUUAAACCAAUAAACGGUGGUAUAUUCUUCUACCCAGUGUUUUUGUGAAGGGCUGUUGGGCAUCGGCGUCUGUAACAUAUGGUUACUCUUUUGAAAUUGCAACUGUGAAGUAAUAUUUUUUAUUCUUUAGUUUAUUUGUAAAUGCCCUUCUUAGAUGACUUAAUCAGAUGUUGGAGAGAAGCAUAUAUUGUAGUCAUUUAAAGAGUUCAUAUAUCCAAUUCACCAUUUUAAAACUUAAUAUAUCUCUUUGCAAAAUAAUGUACAGUGACAUUAAAUUAAGUAAGGCCAGUGCUCAGUGACUUAAAAGAGUUCGGACUUAAAUACUCUUAGUACGAGUGUAAUAUUGUGCAUUGUUUUAAUGGGAAAAUCAUGCCUACAUUCAUAUGUUGUUUUUUGUAAAUAUGUAUGUAUAUAGUGUUCUUAGCCGAAUUCAGAGAAUAAUCACUUGAAGAACCAAAUAUAUGGUAUGAUAUGGUCCAUGGACUCCGAAUAUAUUAUUAUUAUUAGCUCAUGUAUUCAAGGCUCGUGAUUGUUAUGAAAAACUGUGACAUUUUGUAACACGAUACACCCCCUACAACCUAGAGUGUGACAUCUGAAUGAUGAGUAGACUGAGAUGAUUAGAGAACAUUAAAGUUGUACAUAUUCUAGAAAUAUCUAAG
This is a messenger RNA of Owenia fusiformis, 2650 nucleotides long. NCBI's taxonomy places the organism in Eukaryota, Metazoa, Annelida, Polychaeta, Sabellida, Oweniidae. The record is from the annotation of a GenBank genome assembly.